Molecule: messenger RNA, 1164 nt
Organism: Dioscorea cayenensis subsp. rotundata (Guinea yam)
Lineage: Eukaryota; Viridiplantae; Streptophyta; Magnoliopsida; Dioscoreales; Dioscoreaceae
Product: subtilisin-like protease 4
Exons: 1
Coding region: 1-1164 (387 amino acids)
Biological process (GO): proteolysis
Molecular function (GO): serine-type endopeptidase activity
Source: RefSeq, a predicted model, not a curated record
AUGGAACUUGUGUUUCCCGGAGCCAGUGGGAGUGAGCCUGAUCUCCAAUGCUCAUCCCUCAACCCAGCUGAUGUCCAAGGGAAAAUUGUUUUAUGCGUGGUUGCUGGCCUGGGCAACAUAGACAAAGGGGAGAGAGUAAUAGCUGCUGGAGGAGGAGGAAUGAUAAUCAUGAAUAAUGUACAACACGGAUUCACGACAUUGGCAGAGCCUCAUGUUCUUCCUGCUUCUCACAUUAGUUAUGUCGAUGCGCAAAAACUAGUAGCCUAUGUACAAACAACUGGACAACCAAAAGCAUCAAUUAUCUUCAAAGGCACACAAUUUGGAGCCUCUCCGGUUCCUUCCGUAGCUUAUUUCUCUGGAAGAGGCCCUAGUUAUUAUAAUGGAGGCAUCAUAAAGCCAGACAUCAUCGCACCAGGAGUGAAUAUCCUUGCAGCAUGGCCUGCACAAGUCGGGCCUAAUCCGACAGAUGACACAACCUCAACCUUCAACUUCAACAGCGGCACGUCCAUGGCCACUCCUCAUGUCUCCGGCAUUGUUGCUGAUCUCAAAAAGAAUCACCUUGAUUGGUCCCCGGCGAUGAUCAAGUCAGCAAUCAUGACAACAACCUACGUUGGUAAAGACGAUAAUAACCCGAUAGUUGAUGAUGCUUUCUCAUACCAACCGGCUAGUUACUUCGCCAUGGGUGCCGGACAUGUCAAUCCAGAAAGAGCUAAUGACCCCGGACUUGUUUAUGACAUUGAACCAUUGGAUUACAUCCCAUAUCUUUGCGGGAUGUACCCUACAAACAUUGUCAAAAUCAUUGUCCGAAAACAAUGGAUCGAUUGUGACAUGAUUCAAUCGAUAACAGCGGCAGAAUUGAACUAUCCUUCAAUUGGUAUGAGGAUGCCAAUAACAAAAGGCUCGACAUUUGUCAUUACAAGAACACUCACAAAUGUUGGUCCUACAGAGGUUUAUGCUCUAGACAUCAAGAAGAUGCCUGAGGGAGUUGAUAUUAGAGCAGACACAUAUAGUUUGUCAUUUUCAGCUCUACAUAAGAAGCAGAGUUUUCGGCUUCAGUUUACAAGCACUGGUAAUGCACAGAGUGGGCAAGUCUCUGAAGGAUAUCUCAUUUGGAGUUCUACAACUCAUGUUGUCAGGAGUCCAAUUUCAGUUAUAUACUACUGA